Echinostoma caproni is the source of this 525-nucleotide messenger RNA. The record is from the annotation of a GenBank genome assembly. Lineage: Eukaryota; Metazoa; Platyhelminthes; Trematoda; Plagiorchiida; Echinostomatidae.
UUCAGUCUAUAUGAGUGCGCUAUCUUCCGCUUAAACUUAACUCCCGAGCAGUUGAAAGUGUUCCAGCCUUCCCACGAGUUUUAUAUGUUCCGCUACUUCUAUCGGAGUAGUGUCAAAGAGUUAAUGGCAUUUACAGCCAAACUGGUCUGCAAGAGAACUAAUUACUGUCAACGAGGUUUAGCGAAAGAGCAAGAAUACAUUUUUCAUGUGCACGUCUGUCAGGAUGAUCUCUAUUUUAUCGCGCAAUAUCCACCGGCUACUUGGACAUGUAUGCAAGAAGAAUCUGCAACUUGCAAAGAUAAUGACAAAUAUCUUCAACUGUACCAGAACCCAGCCGAGGCGGAUGUGAUAAUGCGUUUGAACAUCGAAUUGGACGAAACCAAAGUGAUUUUGCACAACAUCCUGAAAACACUUUUGUCCAGCGAUGAGGAACUCGAUGAUUUAUUGUCCAGUGUUAUUUGGACUCCCCCUUUGGGUUGUCGAAAACUACCGGCCAAAUUUACCGAAUGUAACUACUUUGUAUAA